This is a messenger RNA of Brenthis ino (lesser marbled fritillary), 3339 nucleotides long. Lineage: Eukaryota; Metazoa; Arthropoda; Insecta; Lepidoptera; Nymphalidae. The record is from the annotation of a GenBank genome assembly.
AUGGAGGGAACGAACCCAAGAGAAAUUCUCAGUUGUGCCUGCUGUUUGAACGAUAUUGGGGAUGAAGAAUAUAUUUCGGCACUCGGCCAGGAAUGGCACAAAGACUGCUUUAGGUGCUCAGAAUGUGACGCUCAGCUGACGACGUGGUACUUCGAGAAGGGUGGCAUGCUGUUCUGUCAGGCGGACUACUGGACUCGGUAUGGCGAUAACUGCCAGCAAUGUGGCCAGGUAAUAACGGGCCCGGUGAUGGCGGCCGGGGAACACCACUUCCACCCGGAGUGCUUCGCUUGCGUGUCGUGUAGGGCUCACUUGGAGGACACGGAGCCCUACGCACUGCUAGAUCGAUCGGAAUUAUACUGUGGUGCGUGCUACCCGGAUUGGCUGCGUAGAGGCAGGCGCGACGCGCACUGCAUACGCGUGGCGCGUGCGCCCGCCCGCGCCCUCCGCCUCACGAGCACGGCUUGCGGCGAAUUCAUUGUUGCACAGAUCGAUUCAAGCUGUGGCAUGCUGGCUCUGCACAUAGGGGACAAAGUCCUCGAAGUGAAUGGCACUCCGGUGCGCAACAGACCCUUGUCAGAAAUAGAAAGGAUUCUGGCGAGACCUGAAAUUAUACAGCUAACUAUAGAACAUAAUCCUGACACAAUAAAUGCAAAACGAGGUACUUCAGACGCUCAAAAACUAGAAAUAGACACAGGCACAGCACACGAAGUAAAAUCACCUGUCGAAAGAAAACUGGUCAAAGAAUACAUUCCAAACAAACAUUCCAAUGAUAAAGAAGAAAUGAGAGUGAGACGAGAAAGACUUUUCAAGAGGAAAGGAGAAGAUGGUGGGAAAGUUCGUGUGAUAAAGAAAAGACAAACUCCUUCUUCUCCACUUUUGGGUGAUAAGGAGAGGAGUAGCAGUAUGUCGAAAUUGUUGGACGUUGUAGAAGGUGAAGAAAUAGAAACCGACGGUGUACUGGGAGACUUGAGUAGAGCUCGCUCGUUUAGAGCUGAGCCAUGUUCCGGACAGAAAGUGUUCCGCGCUUCAGAUUUGAUACAGGGUGAGCUCCUAGGCACGGGAUUCUUCGGGCAGGUGUACAAAGUGACGCAGCGCGCCACCGGCGAGGUGAUGGUGCUGAAGCAGCUGUACCGCGUGGACGAGGCCGCGCAGAACAACUUCUUGAAAGAGGUGGCGGUACUGCGGUCGCUGCGGCACCGCAACGUGCUGCGGUUCGCGGGCGUGCUGUACCGCGACCGGCGCCUGCACCUGCUCACGGAGUACGUGGCGGGCGGCACGCUGCACGCGCUGCUGCAGGACGCGGCGCGCGCGCUGCGCUGGCGGGAGCGCGCGCGCCUGGCGCGGGACGUGGCGGCCGGCGUGGGCUACCUGCACCGCCGCAACGUCAUACACCGCGACCUCAACUCCCACAACUGCCUCGUGCGCCCCGGGGAGGAGCUGACGGUGGUGGUGGCGGACUUCGGGCUGGCGCGCAUCGUGCAGCGCACCGCCAGCAGCUCGCUGCCCAACUCCUCGCUGCGCCGCAAGCGGUACACGGUGGUUGGGAACCCAUACUGGAUGGCCCCGGAGAUGAUGAAUGGCAAAGUGUAUGAUGAGAAGGUGGAUGUGUUCUCCUUCGGCAUCAUACUUUGUGAGAUAAUAGGUCGCGUGUCGGCGGACCCCGACUACCUGCCGCGGCGCUCGGACUUCGGCCUCAACGAGCGCCUGUUCCUGGAGAAGUUCUGCGCCGCCUGCCCCGAGCCCUUCUACCGCCUGGCCUUCCUCGCCUGCGACCUGGACCCCGACGCCAGGCCUUCGUUCGAGGUGAUGGAGAUAUGGCUGGAGUCGCUGGUGAUGCACCUGAGCGGCGCGCGCGCGCCGCCGCCGCCGCUGCUGGCCGACAUCCUGCAGUACUCGCGCGCGUCCGCGCCGCGCCGCGCCACGCCCGAGCGCGGGCGCCACGCCGCCGACGGCAUCUUCGUGCUCGACCAGUGCGCCCCGCCCGCUCUCAGCAGGAACAAUAGUGUCAACGAUGGCCUCGCUAAGUCGCAGUCGAACGCGCAGCUCGCCCCGGGCGCGGCGGACGAGGGCGGUUGCGGCGGCGGGGGGCGCGCGCUCGGCAAGUGCGUGUCGGCCAGCCACCUGGCGCCGGCCGCGCGCGCGCCGCCGCCGCGCCUCAGCCGCAGCGCGCAUGCGCUCGCGCCCGCGCCCGCGUACAUACUGAGCGACGGCCGCGGCGGCAUCAACAUCACCAAGGUGGACGACAUUUCCGAGUGGCUCGGCCCUCCACCCCCACUCAAACGCAGCAGCCCUGACGCCCAUCUCAACACCCUCCUGGACAACAAAACACGCAAACUGCACGAAGAUCUUUUACCCUCUUUCCUCCGAAACCAAUCCGUCGAGGGUUUGGAGACCAGCUCCAAGGGUUACAGAGACGCGUUCCCAUUCAGCAGACAUUACAGCAUCCCUGAUGCAGAUCAGGACUCUUCAUCGUCAGAUGACGAAUUCCAAAUCGAAACCCCUAGAAAUAAUCUAGCAAACAUCAAAAAUAUUAUUCUACCAAAAAAAGCCAGCUAUGACGUCACAGAUGUCACAUUGCGACAUAAAGACGAGAGAAGUGUGGAUGCGGAAGACUGCAAACGAUUUAAUAUCGAUUAUUUAAGGAAAUCCCCCGUCAUGUCCAAGGGCAUAGACAACAUUCCAAAGAGCUUAGAUGUAGCUAAACAAGAAAAACCUAAUUUUUUUACAAAAAAAUUACUCUCUCCAAAACUUAGCAGAUUAUUUAAACCCAACACAACAGAAGUAGUACGGAAACCGGAACUAAACGAUAACGAGGAAAAAUCUAGAAGCAAAUUCUUUAUACAACGUCCGACAUCCCCAAUUACCAGAUCAAAUCACAGGGUCAGACCGGAACCGGAAAAGAAACCAAAUUUGAACCAAGAAGUUCUGAAGAGUGACCUCAAACUGGCUAGUAUGGGGAAACCAAUGACGCCUAUUUUUCGACGACACUUCCCCUUUGACACCCCGGACUUUACAGGCAGGUAUAGCUGUCGAGAUCGCAGAUUCGAACCUAAAACAGAUAAAUUCGAAAUAGGCCGGAACAGAUUCAAAAAUCCAAUGGGAGCUGUCGAAAAAAAAUUAACCCAAUUAAAUCGCAACACGCAAAAUACUGUGUCUUUGUCCCCCGUUAUCGAGAAGAAAGUCGAUAAAAAAGACGACAGAGAAAUGCCAAAACGACGUGAAAUAGGCAUCUCUAGGAGUAAUUACGUGAAGUUGGCUAAUUUACGGAUAAGUAAAGAUUUGCAGAUGACGGAUAAAAAAAGUGAUACGGAUGAAAAUUCACCCGUCGAACGGGUUAUU